Messenger RNA from Symbiodinium sp. CCMP2592, 463 nucleotides. Lineage: Eukaryota; Dinophyceae; Suessiales; Symbiodiniaceae. The record is from the annotation of a GenBank genome assembly.
GCUUGGCAACUCGGCUUCUCAAGUCGAGUCUGGUGAUGUCACACAGCUUCUUGGGGUUGUGGCCAAGCUGCAAGAACAGCUCAAGCAAGCUGCUGCUGCCAGUGCAAGCAAGAAGAAGCCAGCAGAGAAGUUGCCGGCGAUGCCUGCAGGGGAUGAAGGUGCUGGAUCAGAUGGUGCUGAUGGCUUGGAUGGAGAGGAGCUUUCUGAUGCCGAAACUCAUGAGAGUGAUGAAAAGGAAGAGGAGCAGGAAGAUGGAAAGGAAGAGGAGCAGGAAGAUGAAAUGGCAGAGGAGCAUGAAUCGGAGCAGGGAGAGGAAGAGGAUGAGCAGGAAGGGAGAGAUGAUGUCCAUGCACCCUGCCCGCCAGAGUCCAAGGAAGAUGAUGGAUCAACUAGUGAUGACGAUGAUGACUCGGCUUCGUCGGAAGCCGCUGAGGAUUCUGAGGCGGAGGAAGCUUCCUCUGCU